This is a messenger RNA of Morchella importuna, 1395 nucleotides long. RefSeq lists its product as uncharacterized. The coding region runs from base 1 to 1395 and encodes 464 amino acids. NCBI's taxonomy places the organism in Eukaryota, Fungi, Ascomycota, Pezizomycetes, Pezizales, Morchellaceae. The transcript is spliced from 4 exons. Gene Ontology annotation, molecular function: protein binding. Gene Ontology annotation, biological process: SCF-dependent proteasomal ubiquitin-dependent protein catabolic process. The record is from RefSeq and is a predicted model, not a curated record. Gene Ontology annotation, cellular component: SCF ubiquitin ligase complex.
AUGGACGACCGCGAAACCGAACUCUCCCGCUUCCGCCAGCAAUGGCAAGCCGAAGUCACCGCGCGCACCCAGCCCACCCCCGGCCCCAGCACCACCACCACCACCCACACAGCCAGACCAGCACCCUUCGCCCCCCGCCGCCUCUCGCACCGCGAACCCGUGCCCGAAUCCGACUCUGACGACGAAGGAGGAGCGGCAAGGGCGGAAUUCGCGCCCCUGCAGCGGGAGCGCAGCACGUCGCCACAGGCGACACGGAGGUCGGCGCAGGCCCCGGCGAGCGCGUUGGAGCAUUAUGAGAAGGCGGUGGAGAGGGAGACGCAGGGGAGCUUGGGCGAGAGUCUGAGUCUGUACCGGAAGGCUUUUAGGAUGGACGCCAAAGUCGACUCCCAAUACCGCGAGAAAUACUACCCCCGGCCCACCCCCGGCGCACACCCCACCGCCAGCGCCGGCGCUGGCGCAUCCACAUCCACCACCGCCGCCGCCGCCACGCCAGCAUCGCAGGGACAACCCCCGGCGUCAAUUGCCGCACUCAUCGAGUCCUUCGCGCACCUCGCCAUCCCGCCAGCAGGGACAGAAGACACAGUCGUCUACUCCCCAUUCACGACCCUCCCGCACGAGCUCCUCCUGCACAUCCUCCACACGCUCGCAACAACCGACAUCGCCUCCUUCGCGCGCUGCGCAAAGGUGUGCAAAGCCCUCUCCUACGUCGUGUCCACCGAGGAGGCAAUCUGGCGCGACGUGUGCACCAGCGCAUUCGCAAAGAUGGCCUGGGACUGGCGCGUCAGCGUCGACGGUACUCCACUCAUCCGCCGCGUUCUCGGCGGCGAGAACGACGACUCCCUCCUCCCCCCCACCACCACCACCACCCCCGCAGUCCCAGAGGUAGAAGCCGAAGAAAUCGAACAGGAGGAGGAGGAGCAGCGCCCAGUCCCCGACGACGAGGCACACCUCCCCAAAUACGGCGGCAGCUGGCGCGCAAUGUUCCAGUCGCGCCCGCGCAUCCGCUUCAACGGCGUGUACAUCAGCACAUGCAACUACGUGCGGCAGGGCGCCUCGCAGUCAGGCUGGAACACGCCCGUGCACAUCGUCACGUACUACCGCUAUCUGCGCUUCUACGACGACGGCACUGUUCUGUCCCUCCUCACGUCCUGCGAGCCGUCGGAGGUGGUGUACGGGUUCUCACGCACCGGGGUGCAGGGCGGCGGUGCCGCGGUGGUGGCCGGCGGGGCGGGGACGGGCGUGCUGCCGAGCGCCGUGGCAAAGAAGUUGGCGUGGGAGGGGUUUUGGAGCUGGAAUAGGGUGUCGGAUGAUUUGGCCGAGUUUUCGCUGAGGAACGAUAAAGCAUUCAUCUUCUCCCGCGUCGGCAGCAUCGAGCGCGAGCUUGGGCUGUCAUAG